Tyto alba (common barn owl) is the source of this 2010-nucleotide messenger RNA. It is a transcript of the gene PRPSAP2, whose product is annotated as phosphoribosyl pyrophosphate synthetase associated protein 2. The record is from RefSeq and is a predicted model, not a curated record. Bases 365 to 1474 code for a protein of 369 amino acids. Gene Ontology annotation, biological process: purine nucleotide biosynthetic process; 5-phosphoribose 1-diphosphate biosynthetic process. Gene Ontology annotation, molecular function: magnesium ion binding; ribose phosphate diphosphokinase activity. Gene Ontology annotation, cellular component: ribose phosphate diphosphokinase complex; cytoplasm. NCBI's taxonomy places the organism in Eukaryota, Metazoa, Chordata, Aves, Strigiformes, Tytonidae. The transcript is spliced from 12 exons.
CCGUUGGGGGUGGCGAGGACCCACUGCUGUGGCGGUGCCCCCCAGAGCAGCGCGAUGGCCGGCCGUCCCUCUGACAAGAGAUACGGGCGUGGGAGCUCCGAAACCUGGCACCUUGCAGACGUCGGCUGGUUUAUGCCCCGUGGACUUGGCAUCGGGGCUCUCGCAACCCCGGGUGGGCGACAGUCCCGCACUCAUCGUGGUGUUUUUUGUUGGAGAAAUAUUAGUAUCAAAGAAUGACAACAGCUGCUUCACCAAGUGGAUGCCUUGUGCAAGAGGUCAUUAUUUACAGCUACCAGCUCUAUUGAACUCUUCCUUACAUUUCAUCCUUAUUUUCUUUUAGAAGCGGAAAAACAACUUAGGUUUGAUGUUUUGUGUGCCAUCAACUGAAAUUGGGGCCAUCAUGAAUAUAACCAAGGGUGGACUGGUGCUGUUUUCAGCUAAUUCCAAUUCAUCAUGCAUGGAACUAUCGAAGAGGAUUGCUGAGCGCUUAGGAGUUGAGAUGGGGAAGGUUCAGGUUUAUCAAGAGCCAAACAGAGAAACAAGAGUGCAGAUUCAGGAGUCUGUGAGAGGAAAGGAUGUAUUUAUCAUCCAAACAGUUUCAAAGGAUGUGAAUACAACGAUCAUGGAACUCCUGAUCAUGGUGUAUGCCUGUAAAACCUCCUGUGCCAAAAGCAUUAUUGGAGUGAUUCCUUACUUCCCGUACAGCAAACAGUGCAAGAUGAGGAAAAGGGGCUCCAUUGUCUCUAAAUUACUGGCUUCAAUGAUGUGCAAAGCUGGACUAACUCAUCUCAUUACGAUGGAUUUACAUCAGAAGGAAAUACAGGGCUUUUUCAAUAUUCCAGUUGAUAAUUUGAGAGCAUCUCCAUUUUUACUACAGUACAUUCAAGAAGAGAUACCAGACUACAGGAAUGCUGUAAUUGUGGCCAAAUCACCUGCGUCUGCAAAGAGGGCACAGUCAUUUGCUGAGCGCUUGCGGUUGGGAAUUGCUGUGAUUCAUGGGGAAGCUCAAGAUGCAGAGUCUGACAUGGUAGAUGGCCGACACUCACCACCUACAGCCAAAAAUAUAGCUGCUAUUCAUCCCAGUUUGGAGAUACCCAUGCUGAUUCCCAAGGAAAAACCACCCAUCACAGUUGUUGGAGACGUAGGAGGAAGAAUAGCUAUCAUCGUGGAUGACAUUAUAGAUGACGUUGACAGUUUUCUUGCUGCAGCCGAGACCCUCAAGGAGAGGGGGGCUUACAAGAUCUUUGUAAUGGCCACACAUGGCCUGUUAUCUUCAGACGCUCCCAGGCUGAUAGAGGAAUCUGCAAUCGAUGAAGUGGUUGUUACAAACACGAUUCCACAUGAAAUACAAAAACUCCAGUGCCCUAAAAUCAAGACUGUGGAUAUCAGCAUGAUCCUCUCGGAAGCCAUUCGCAGGAUCCAUAACGGGGAGUCGAUGUCGUACCUUUUCAGAAAUAUAGGACUGGAUGAUUAAUGAUGCUUUUUAUUCUCAAGAAACACCCCGGGCCAAACUGGAAGCGAACAGAUAAUGAGCUGUGAAGCAUUGUCAUGCUUACCUUAAUAUUUCUGUUGAGCCACUUUUUGUUUUCUCUUGGUUUAAGUAUCGAGGUAGAACAGUUUUUAAGAGCUAUUCUUUUUCUUUGCAGGGUUUGGUUUUUUUUUUGCGGGGGUGGGUGGGGAAUAAACAUUUUACAAAAAACUGUUCUAGUUGCUUUUAGGUUAGUUGCACUAUAUACAUGAUGGAAAAAAACCACAAAACACUUGAGGCAAGAAUUUGGCUUCUAAAUUAAGCAUUCCUUUUCCAAAGCCGCUUGCUACAAGUGCUUUAAAAGAUAAUAAAAUGAAGUGACUGUAUAAUAUUUGCAUUUUGAAAGCCAAAAAGGUUGUACUGUUGUAUGCAGUUAAGUGAUUUUGUAGGAGUGCUUUUAUAGAAAAGCAUAUGAAAUAUGCACCUGUAUUUAUUUUCUGCGACAAAGAAUAAAGAUUUGUUUUGUGUGAGCUUUCUAAAAA